AAUUUUGCAAAAUUUUGGUCGACAACUCGAGAGACACUCUCCGCUCUCGAGCAUGUCCAAGAAAAGUCUGCUUUAAGGUAAUGUAACGGCAUUUUUGAUUGGAUUGGCUCGAGAAACAAGAAAAUAUAGCUUCAGCUUGAUAACACACUGCUAAGUAGCAAAGCUAUCAAAAUGCAGCCGCCGCCGCGCAAGGGUAAUUAUGUGAAGUUCCUGAAGAAUUUGCACACGGAACAGGUGGCCAAGUUGCAACUGAAGAAUCAGCAUGAGUGCGAUCUCCUCGAGGAUAUACGUCAGUUCACAAUCAAGCGUUCCGCUAUCGAGAAAUCAUAUAGCGAGAAUCUGCUUAAGAUCUCAUCGCAGUAUCUCAAUAAGAAAAUACCAAAUAUACCGGACAUCAAAAUGGACGGCAUGGAGGAGCGCUGGAACAUGUGGAGUGUUUGGCGCACCGUCUUGGAAGAGAACGAGAAAUUGGCACGCGCUCGAUUGGCCGCCAUUGAGGUGUUCCAGCAACAAAUUGCCGAUGAGGCGAAGGUCCUGCGGGAUUAUAAGCUGGCCAUUGCAAAGCGUUCGCUCUCCGGCAUUGUCAACGUGCAGAAGGAGUUGCAUUUGAGUGUUGGCGAUGUUGAUAAGACCAAGAAAUCAUAUUUUGAUGAGGAGCACUGUGCCCACGAUGUGCGCGACAAGGCCAAGGAUAUUGAGGAGAAACUGAAGAAGAAGAAGGGCUCCUUCUUUCAGUCGAUCACAUCGCUGCAGAAGAACAGCGCCCGUGUCACAUCGCGCAAGGAGCUGCUCGAGGAGAAGUCAUCGGGUGCACGCAACGAUUAUGUGCUCAGUUUGGCGGCAGCGAAUGCUCAUCAGAACCGUUAUUUCACCGUCGACUUACAGACGACGAUGACCACCAUGGAGAACUAUGUCUUCGAGCGAGUCGCUGAAUAUCUAAUGCUAAUGGGACGCACCGAGUUGCUGACCUGUUCGGCCACACAGAAUAGUUUUGGCAAGAUUCGGGAUCAGGCCCAACAGCUGACCCGGGAAUACAAUCUACAGUGCUGCUAUCUGUUCUAUCCGGUGCUGAAGCAGCACAUCCAAUACGAUUUUGAGGCUUGCGAUAAUGAUCCGGUGCGAAAGGUGACAGCGGAACACGAAUCCGCCGCUGAGACACUUACUAAGGAGGCAAAGAAUCUGGCGGGUCGUGUGGUCAAGGAGAACGCUUCGAUACGGGAGUAUGCCAAGAAGUUGGCCUUGUGCCAGUCGUUGAGGGAUGCGGGGCAGCGUUCCGAUCCCAAUGAUCCGAAUGGACCCGAUCUGGAUACGAAAAUCGAUGAGUUCCGCGAUCAGAUCCGUCGCUCCGAAACGGAAAAGGCCAAGGCAGAGGCGUGUUUGCAGUGUCUGCGCGAUGGCGGCAUCAAUGUGGACGAAUGGGUGCAGGAGGCGGAAAUUAUGGGCGUUCAGGAGCUAACACGCUCCGCCAGCUCCAUUUCGAUGCGCACCGAUGCCUCCGGCCAGGGUGAGAAUCCCAGCUCUGAUUCAUUCUACGACAGCGACAAGGAGGAAGCAGCUGGCACAACUACAGCCACAGCUGCCGCUGCAUCCAAGCCCAAGCAGGAGCAACAGCUCUCACGGGAUCGUACCUUUAGUGACAGCGACGAGGAGCCCGAGGAACGGGAUCGUCCACAUCCAACAGUUGCAGCAGCUGCUCCUGCCAGCAGCGCCGCCGGCGGCGGCUGGGACGAUCCAACCGAGGUCAAUUGGGAAGAGGCAGAGGAUGACAAGGACGAACCCAUUGUGCCUGAGCCCAAGGAGGCAAUCUUCAAGUGCACGGCGCUGUACAGUUAUACGGCACAAAAUCCCGACGAAUUGACAAUUGUGGAGAAUGAGCAGCUGGAGGUGGUUGGCGAAGGCGACGGGGAUGGCUGGCUGCGUGCACGUAAUUAUCGGGGCGAGGAGGGCUAUGUGCCACACAAUUAUCUGGACAUCGAGCAGGAUGCGGCUGGUGGUGGUGGCUUUAAUGGUAGUUCCGGCAAUCAAUUGCGAUCACAAAUCUCAUUCUCAUCUGUCGAUUAUACUGUUGACAAUGAAGAUCAAACGGUGGACUCAAUGCAAUCGCCCGACCAGGUUUCGGUCAUAAUGGCGCCCCAAAAGCGCAUCAAGUCCGACAUCGAGUGGUGCAUUGCGCUCUACGACUACGAUGCCACCGCCGAAGAUGAGCUGACCUUCGAGGAGGGCGAUAAGAUCAAGAUCAUUACCAAGACCGCUCAUGGCGUCGACGAUGGCUGGUGGGAGGGCGAAUUGGAUGGUAAAUUUGGCAAUUUCCCCUCCCUAGUCGUCGAGGAGUGCGACGAGUUGGGUGAACCCCUCAGCGAUGGCGGCGAAGAGUCACCGCCCCCGAUGGCAGCGCCCAAUUUUGCACUGCCCCCAGCACCGGCACUGCCCCCAGAGUAUGCCCACGAGCUGACGGACAUAACGGAGGAUAUGUUCGGCUCUCAGGAAACAGUUGAUGAGGAUCGGGAUAGCGGCUACAUACCCAAUGGUGCUGCAGUACCCAACAUGCCUCCGCCAGUGCUUAUACAAGAGCCUGGCCUGGAGGACGAUUUUAGUGACGAUGAGAAGCCGCCACCUUCGUUGCCGCCGCCGCAGUUGAUCCAACCAAAAGUUGAGGGCGCCAAGGGGACGGGCAAGGGAGGUGCGGGGGCGGUCACGGCGGCUUCAACUUCGAAUACUUUGAACUUAGGUAUGGCACAAAUAAUUGUUACCGCUGCAACCCCAAUGGUUGAAGACGGUGCCGAUAAAUCUUUCCCACCAGUAGGAGAGAGCGACAAUUCAUCAUCAUCCUCUGCCAAGGAUCAGCCCGUUGUGGAUAAAAAGCCAGAUAUUGUAACUCCAAAGCCGACUAAGGCUAAAGUGGCGGGAGCUGUUGUGGCCACGUCCAAAGAAGGUAAUCGUAUUGAAUAUAAUGAUGAUGAUGAUGAUGAUGUUGAAGAUGAUGGCGAUCUGGUUGAUGCCACUGUAACCAUAACACUGACAGAGUAUCCAUCCAUCCGUCCAGCAGAGGACCAGCAAUCACUUUCGGACGGCACUGAUUCGGUCAAUGCGGAUGUGCCCGUGCUGCAGGAGCCGGAGGAAGAUCCAUUUAAUGAGAAAUCGGCGAAAGGAGCUAAGCAAUCCGCUGCAGCGGCUGAUGCUGGCGGAGGAGGAGGUGGCGGUGGUGGAUUUGAAGCCGAUUUUGAGGCCAAUUUCGAUGCUAAUUUCGAUGAUGCAUUCGCCAUGGGCGGCGGUGGAGGAGGAGGCGGUGGUGGUGGUGGCGGUGCGCAGUCUAGCGACCUGGAUGUGAAUUGUGAGACUCCAGCCGAGGAUGUUAUUGAUGCACCCAAACAGGUGGUGGGCGGACGUGCCAGCAUACCCGAGGAAUUGGACUCAAAUCAAUUGGCACGCCUCGAGAAUCUGAAAGAGUCGAAUGCUUAAGAUGGCCUACUCCGUAUCCAAAAACUCCACCUGGUUACUUUAAAUGUUGUUCGUUAUAAAAUAGGCACACAACAGCAAUGAGCACGAUAUAAAUUCUAUAUAGAGACUACAUACUCAUAGCUGGACCAACCGACAGCCAGAAUGAGAAUUACAAACUGUAUUCAUUUAAGCCAAAGCACUUCUCUUCGCACAUACACACACAGAUUGCUUCGAUUUCUGAGCCACUUGUAAUAAGGAUACAAUGCAAUCAAUUCGAUAAUUACAACGAUGCCAUUUCUGUGCACUUGAACAAAACCAAAACCACCCUAUACAUUUACAAUAUAUACAAGGAUGGAUAUUACCCUGUUGUUGAGAUUAUAUCGGUAUUAUGUAAAAAAUUGUAAUCGUUGUUUGACGAGUGUUGUAGUUGUCUCUCACUGUCAGACUCUGAAACGGAUCUUCGAAUAUCAGCUAAUAAUCGAGCAAUAAUAAAUAAUAUAUGUAUGUGUAUAUAUCUAAGCCAACAACAUAUAAUAAUUACGUAUAUUACUAGCUAAAAACCUAUAUUUUAAAUGUGCUUAAUUAACAGUAACGAAAAAAAGGGAAACCAGCCAAAAAAUAUUUCAACUCAUAGUCAAUAUUAUGGAUAUGUUGCAAAAAUAAAUAAAUUAAAUUCAAAUAAGUAUACUCAUUGUUAGCACUAGGAAUUGUGCACAUCAUAGACAAUUACUUUCCAUCUAGUUUGCUUGAAAAUAUUAUGAAUUGUUGUACUGUACUGUUAUAUUGAGAGUCUACUCACAUUAGAUCAAUGCUUUUUCGUAUGAGUUUAGUUCAAAAUGAUCUUGGUUGAUUAUAUUAAUGUACUACCUGAAAAUGCCUACUCAAUUUUUGCGAAUCAUAAAUAGUUAAAAAAAGAAAAAAAUACUCACAACAACUGAUUAUAUAGUGUGAACAAGCUCUAACUAGAGUUCAUUUAAAUAAAUAUGAUAUUAACAACAAAUUAUUCAAGUAUACCGCAAUUGUAUUGUAUGUUAUUUUUUCAGUGAGGCAAUUAAAGUUCAUGUCAUAAAAGAAAAACCUUCUGUUUAAAGGACUUAUAAAUAAAUUAACACUU
Molecule: messenger RNA, 4552 nt
Organism: Drosophila grimshawi
Lineage: Eukaryota; Metazoa; Arthropoda; Insecta; Diptera; Drosophilidae
Gene: nwk
Product: protein nervous wreck
Exons: 9
Coding region: 172-3459 (1095 amino acids)
Biological process (GO): neuromuscular synaptic transmission; regulation of actin filament polymerization
Cellular component (GO): recycling endosome; neuromuscular junction
Molecular function (GO): protein binding
Source: RefSeq, a predicted model, not a curated record